Hyposmocoma kahamanoa is the source of this 1165-nucleotide messenger RNA. RefSeq names its product mitochondrial inner membrane protease subunit 1. The transcript has 3 exons. Gene Ontology annotation, molecular function: serine-type endopeptidase activity. The record is from RefSeq and is a predicted model, not a curated record. Bases 240 to 704 code for a protein of 154 amino acids. NCBI's taxonomy places the organism in Eukaryota, Metazoa, Arthropoda, Insecta, Lepidoptera, Cosmopterigidae. Gene Ontology annotation, cellular component: mitochondrial inner membrane peptidase complex; membrane.
AUAACAACAAAACAGCUGUUUUAAAUUGUCAGUCAAUGUCAUUGUGCAUUAGCCACAAAUAAUUAUGGCCACUGUUUAUUAUGUAAAACACGAUAUAUUGUUACAGUUUAAAAGUACUAAAUGAUAGAUACUUAUGUGGUUAGAAUUACAGUAUUUUUGUUACUUAUGCACCGGUGCUUAUUAGCAUAAUAAGGCCACAUGAAGAGAAAUUCGAACAAGGCGCUAUAUAAGUUUUUAGGAUGGGUUUUACGAAGAUUGUUGGAAAAACCUGUGGAGUUUUAGGUUUACUGACACAGUAUGCCUGUGUAACACACUGUGCAUUUGAAUAUGUUGGUGAUUUUGUGAUGUGCUCGGGUCCAUCAAUGGAGCCUACACUAGAAACGAAUAAUGUACUGUUCACAGAACAUAUAAGUCCAAGACUAAAGAGGCUUAGAAGGGGCGACAUCGUUAUAGCGAAAAAUCCAACUAAUCCUAAACAAAAUAUUUGUAAACGAAUAGUAGCUCUACAGGGUGAUAUAGUCAAAGGAAGCUUUCCGGGUCGUAAAACAUUUAUACCCAAAGGUCAUGUAUGGUUAGAAGGAGAUAAUUCUAGCAACUCCGCUGAUUCCAGAGUGUAUGGUCCAGUUCCUCAAGCGUUGAUACGUAGCAGAGUUGUUUGUCGAGUGUGGCCUCUUGACAAGAUAACGUCUUUGAUUGAGUACUAGUUUCAAAAUUGGUUUUAUAUAUGGUUAAAAUUAUUAAGUUCCUUUUCAGCGGCCAAAAUGUUUAAGGCUUUGAGCAACAUGUGCAACUAUGCUAUAUAUUACUGCAUUCUGUAUGUAGCAUGUAUAGCUGCUAUUAGUGUAGUGUGGGACUUCAGUGACCUCAGUUUUACCACUAAACAUGGAGAAACAAAUAUUGAAUAAUUUACUUGGGUUGACUGAAGUCAAAAAAUAACAAACAUCUGAUGUAUGUAGGCACACAGUUAAGUUUUGGUGACAUUGCAUGACUCCCCCCGAUUGACUUCUUUCUUUGAGGAUGCCUCAAAACAUUAUUCUGAGACCACUAAAGAAUCGAUCUGCCAAUGAAUAUAACCUAAUGACCCAAUAAGAAGAGUGCAAUAAAACUUAUAUAAAUAACUACCCUUUUCCUUGAUUCCUGUGCCCCAUCCUGUUUUUAGUUCUUA